CUAAAUCAGAACACAAAUAGAGCUCAUUACCUGAAGAUGCGAUGAUGGUCAUUUCAGAGUAUAUAACAGAGGGUUAAUGAAAGUAUUCCUUGUGAAAGGAAAAUGGAGAAUGGAACAUACUUUUAUUUCAUGUUGUUUGAAAAUCUUGGGAGCAUAAAAUAUGCUUGUUUCACUUUGGGGUUUAUUUUUUACUGUGCUGUCAUUUACUUUAAUGUCAUUAUUAUUCUUGUAAUAUUUCUGGAAAAGACAUUGCACCAGCCCAUGUACAUUCUGAUUUCAUGCUUGUCCAUCAACUCUGUAUAUGGUACAGCAGGCUUUUUCCCAAGGUUACUGACAGACCUGCUCUAUGAUACACAUAAAAUCUCCUUUGAAGCAUGUCUCAUACAGAGUUUUGUCAUUUACUCAUAUGCAGCUUUUGAGCUUACAAUAUUAAUGCUAAUGGCAUUUGAUAGGUUUGUUGCAAUCAGCAAACCUCUGCAUUACAACAACAUAAUUACCACACGGUUACUAACUUUUUUAAUAGUUAUAGCAUGGCUUUAUCCAAUCACUUUUGUUGGUAUUGGUUGUCUUUUGACUGGCAGGCUGACAAUCUGUGGUAACAAAUUGUUAAGGGUGUACUGCCACAACUAUGAAAUUGUCAGACUCUCAUGUGUAAACAAUACUGUUAAUAAUAUUUAUGGCCUGAUUGUAACGAUCACAAACAUUUUUAUCCCUUUGAGUUUUAUAAUAUAUACCUAUGUCAGAAUUAUUAUCAUUUGUCAAAGAAGCACACGAGAGUUCAGGAGCAAAGCAUAUCAAACUUGUAUUCCACACAUAGUGAUCCUUUUAAAUUUCUCAGUUGCUCUUUUUUGUGAGCUCACUUUGAGUCGAUUUGUGAAUGGGGAACUUCCUAUAGCGCUGACUGUUGUCAUUUCACUUGAAUUUAUUGUUGUACCACCCAUUGUAAACCCUAUUGUUUAUGGUCUAAACUUUCCUGAUAUCCGCAAAAAAAUUAGACAUCUUACAAAAGCUUCCAAAUAGGCUGCUUUGUUUCUGUUGUAAUAGUGUUAGAAAGAUAUUUAAAAAUGUAAAGAUAUUUGUUCAAUUACGCAAUCACUCACCUUUUAGUUUUUAAAGGUAUAUGCACUAAAUGUGAUAGUUUUCAUCUCUCUGAAUUCUAUACCGGUUUUCGUUAAAUUAUCUCCUCAGUAAAUAUUUUUUUGUGAAAAACUGUAUAAGGAUUUUGGAAACACAAUCACAGAUUAACUUUUUAAUUGAAAGAAUGAAGGGGCCAUCCAUAUCUUAUCAGCUCAGAUUAAUAACUGUAGAAUAUAAGCUUCUAUGAAAUCUUUUAAAAAUGAUAUAAAUUAUAUUAGUGUCAGUAAUUCUUUACAAUUGUGUUAUCUAUUUAGAAAUAAAAAUAAAAUAAAGAAAAAAACUAUUUUUAACUGGUGUGUGUAUAUAUAUAUAUAUAAAAUGUUAGUGUUAAGAAAAUAGAAAAUGUGGUAAUUACCUCAUUUUAUCUUGUAACACAUUAUUUGAAAAUUGUUUUUUAUUGUCAUGUUAUUAUGCACUAUUUAAAAAAAAAUAUUUAUCUCCAAUUAAAACAAAUUAGAUAUUUCAUUAAAAUGCUUAUUUCCUGGUUUUGAAAGGUGCAAAUUUUAACAAUCUGUGUUAAAUUAAAACCUAUAUUUCAUGAGACAUGAAAUAUAUGUAGGCAAGUUGUGUUUCCAAUAUGCAUUGUGUAUAAUGUUUGAGCUUUAGGUUUGCCUCUUUUUCUUCAUUUGUUUAUGGUUUUACAUAAUAAAG
This is a messenger RNA of Megalobrama amblycephala (Wuchang bream), 1788 nucleotides long. Its product is annotated as olfactory receptor 51I2-like. Gene Ontology annotation, molecular function: G protein-coupled receptor activity; olfactory receptor activity. Lineage: Eukaryota; Metazoa; Chordata; Actinopteri; Cypriniformes; Xenocyprididae. The record is from RefSeq and is a predicted model, not a curated record. The coding region runs from base 103 to 1020 and encodes 305 amino acids. Gene Ontology annotation, cellular component: membrane. The transcript is spliced from 2 exons. Gene Ontology annotation, biological process: G protein-coupled receptor signaling pathway.